Aspergillus neoniger CBS 115656 is the source of this 500-nucleotide messenger RNA. RefSeq lists its product as uncharacterized. Lineage: Eukaryota; Fungi; Ascomycota; Eurotiomycetes; Eurotiales; Aspergillaceae. The transcript has a single exon. The record is from RefSeq and is a predicted model, not a curated record. The coding region runs from base 230 to 496 and encodes 88 amino acids.
CCGAAUUACACCCGCCUACCCGUUUACCAACACGAAGUCGAACUGGAUCAUCUGCACCGGUAUGUAUACUAGUACCAGUACUACUGGUAGUACAUCCCCAACGUUCCAAGACCAACCACAUCAGAUCUACGACUAUUACCCUUUAGUUUGAUCCUUCCUACUGAACCUACCAAGCACAUCACGCCUUGAGGAAUACAUCCCACGCACAAUGACAUAAAUGAAAAAAAAGAUGACUAACACGAACACAACAUCCUGCUGCAGUGAUCACCAUUUCACCACCAAUGGCUAUGCUGCUCCCCCCGCAACCCCUCUCUCGAGAUACUUCGACCCGGAUUCAUCCGUCAUAUACCCGGGGGUCAUGGAGCCGCCCUUCCCAAUUAUUCCGGAGAUGGGAGACGAUUGUUAUAGUGUGGAUGGAGAUGAAGAUGAAGGGGAAUGGGUAGAUGGGAUGGUGGAUUCGGUGGUGAAGUGGGUGGUGGAAAAGGUACAGGAGUGACUGU